Messenger RNA from Monopterus albus (swamp eel), 1692 nucleotides. RefSeq names its product mucin-19-like. The transcript has 12 exons. Gene Ontology annotation, molecular function: protein binding. Gene Ontology annotation, cellular component: extracellular matrix. Lineage: Eukaryota; Metazoa; Chordata; Actinopteri; Synbranchiformes; Synbranchidae. The record is from RefSeq and is a predicted model, not a curated record. The annotation marks the transcript as partial.
UGCUUGUUAACAUGGUCAGUUUGUCCUCCAGGUCUCUGUGGCAACAGCAACAAUGACACCACAGAUGACUUCACCAGCAGCAGCAGAAUCGUUGAGAACGCCCCUCAAACAUUUGCUCUCUCCUGGAGUGUGGGCACUUGUGCAGUUAACAUACCCUCCACCUGCAGCAACACAGACAAUGAAAUAUUUGCUGAUGAAAAGUGUUCUUUAUUGAACAACCCAACUGGAAUAUUUGCCGAGUGCCAUGGUCACAUCCCGACUGAUCAGUACCACUUGGCUUGCAUCCAAAGAACCUGCAACUGUGGUAGCAAUCUGCAGCAGUGUAUGUGUGUUGCUCUGGCCACUUAUGCCAAAGCCUGUGCCAACCUGGGUGUUGCAGUUGGUGACUGGAGGAGUGUGACCAACUGCAGUAAGUUCAGCUUCAAGAACACUGCAAAGCUUGAUACCUUUCAGUAUCUUCUGUGGGAUGUGGACAUCUUAAGCCUCUGUGAGAAUGGCGAACUGCAUUGCUCCAAGGAUUGUGGAUGCAGAAAUGGGAAGGUCUGUGUACACUGCUCGGAAUACCCGGUUAACACGGCUCAGAAAACCUGUGACAGUCUUGGCAAACCAUUGGGUGCCAGCAUGACCUGUGAGAGUGGCUGUUACUGCCCACAUGACCAGUAUGAGGACCACCAUGGAAACUGUGUUUCUCUGGACAACUGCACAUGUGUGUACAGUGGCCAAGUGUUCAGCACAGGACAACAUGUCAAAACCGACUGUAAAACCUGCAUCUGUGGUCGGGGUCAGUGGCACUGUAAAGAGAAACCGUGUCCUGGAAAGUGCCAAGUAUAUGGAAAUGGACAUUACCAGACCUUUGACUCUAAAUGGUAUCGCUUUGAUGGACACUGCCAAUACACACUUGUGGAGGAUUACUGUCGAAAUAAAGAUGGCUUCUUCUCUGUCAGAGUAGAAGGCAUACCAUGUUGUGAUGAGGCACUAAUAUGCUCUCGUGCCAUUGUGCUCGACCUGCAGGGUAAAGUCACUCUGACAUUGAAUGACAUGAGGGUGACAAGACGUGUCCAUGAAAGCUGGAGUCUGCAAGAUGACUUGCUUUACACCACACAUACCGUGGGGCUCUACAUUGUGAUCUCGGUGCCAAGCAGAGGGAUAACUCUCAUCUGGGACAAACAGACCCGGGUUACCAUAGAGCUGCAGCCAAACUGGAGGAACCGUGUGUGUGGCCUCUGUGGGAAUUUUGACUCCAGUGAAAUGAAUGAUCUCCAGAUAAGCGGCUCAGCAGUGGUGUCCAGUCCCCUGGCCUUUGGGAACAGCUGGAAGGUCACUGCUCCUCCUUGUUCUGAUGUGACUAUUGAGAUGUUUCCAUGUGAACGCAACUCCUACUGCUCAGCCUGGGCCCAGCAGCGCUGUAUGAUCAUUACAGGAGACACCUUCCAAAACUGCCACUUAAAAGUGGACCCAGAACCCUACUACCAUGCCUGUGUCCAGGAGUCCUGUGCUUGUGAAUUUGAAGGGAAGUUCUUGGGCUUCUGCACAGCUGUGGCAGCCUAUGCAGAGGCCUGCAGUGAUGAGGAUGUGUGUGUUAACUGGAGAACACCUGAUCUAUGCCGUACGUUGAGACUGCCUUUUUCUCCCCAUAACAUCAGGUUUACUUGCCUCUUAAAGCUGCCUUUUUGGUAGUUGGCAGAACAGCAA